This is a messenger RNA of Cottoperca gobio, 3577 nucleotides long. RefSeq names its product solute carrier family 2 member 12 (gene slc2a12). Gene Ontology annotation, cellular component: membrane. Lineage: Eukaryota; Metazoa; Chordata; Actinopteri; Perciformes; Bovichtidae. Gene Ontology annotation, molecular function: D-glucose transmembrane transporter activity. The coding region runs from base 127 to 1869 and encodes 580 amino acids. Gene Ontology annotation, biological process: D-glucose transmembrane transport; circulatory system development. The transcript has 6 exons. The record is from RefSeq and is a predicted model, not a curated record.
UAAGAAGAGUUGGGAGCCGGGGAAAAGUCAGAAACCCUGGAGAAAAAAGCGAAUGGACCGAUAAACACGAACGUAAACUGAAAACAGAGACCCUGCCGAGGCGUCAGGCCGACUGUUAGGUAGUUGAUGAUGGACCCCAACAGUGAGACCAAGAAGAUGACCUCUUACCUUCCAGGCAACCCUUCCUCUGAGACCCAGAAACUGCCCCCCUCCAGAAGCCCAGGCUGCAGCUGGCUGGUGGUGGUCGCGGCUCUAGCGGCCUCUCUGAGCGGCCUGAUGCUGGGCUAUGAAAUGGGCCUGACCUCUGGAGUUCUGCUGCAGCUGCGGGGCCUCCUCUCCCUCUCCUGCCGGGAACAGGAACUGCUGGUCAGCUCCCACCUGCUCGGCUCUCUCUUCAUCUGCCUGGUCGGAGGUCCUAUUCUGGAUCGCUACGGCCGCCGCUGCUCUUUGCUCCUGAGCGCCGCCUUGGUGAUCGGAGGGAGCGUCGUGCUCAUCGCUCUCAACUCAUUUAUUGCACUCACCCUGGGCCGGGUGAUAGUUGGCAUGGGAACAGCGCUGUCGGGGACAGGAGCGUGCCUGUACAUUGCUGAGAUCUCCCCGAGGAAGAGGAGGGGUCUGCUGGUGACGCUGUACGAGCUGAUGUUGGUCGUGGGUGUAAUGCUGGGAUUCAGCUGUAGUUACGCUUUUGCUACUCUGCCCCAUGGCUGGGCGUAUACAUUUGGACUCGUAAUCCCCCCAGCGCUGUUGCAGAUCAGUGUACUCCUGUUCCUCCCACCCAGUCCACGCUUCCUGGUUACCCGUGGUAAAGUGGAGCAGGCCAGGACGGUGCUGGCCAGAAUGAGAGGUGGGGUUCAGGAGCAAGUGGAAAAGGAGCUCAGAGACAUCCAGGCAGGACUUAAAGAGGAGUCAGAGCACAGCUUCUGGGAGCUGUUCAGUAGCAAGGCCAACUUGCGUUCACGGCUGCUAACAGGUGUCGCCUUAGUCUUCCUUCAGCAGGCUACUGGUCAGCCCAACAUCCUCUCCUACGCUUCACCACUCCUCCGCAGUGUAGGCUUCGACAGCGACGCCGCUGCAACCUUGGCCUCCACAGGGUUCGGAGUGGUCAAAGUAGUCGCCACCAUCCCAGCCGUGUUGCUGGUCGACCGCGUGGGACCCAAGAGCUUUUUGUGUGUGGGUGCCGUCGCAAUGGGAAUGUCGCUCAUUGCACUUGGUACAUUGACACUGCAAAGCCACACUCACCUCACCAGCCUGUGUAAAAGUCACACGAUACCAAACCACACACAUACGCGGUGGGAUUUAAACGGAACCUCUCUAGACUUGAACAACAGUGACAUUUUUUCUACUGCCCUCCCCAGCCAAUGGAACAGUGAGGAGGCACAGCAGACUUACAGAGAGGGUGAUGGGCAGUCAGGAGGAGGAAGGACUUCUGUAGAAGUGUCCCCUUUACUGAAGUGGGCGUCAUUGAUCAGCUUGCUGGUGUAUGUAGCAGCCUUCUCCAUUAGCCUCGGGCCAAUGGUGUAUGUGGUUAUCAGUGAGAUCUUUCCAAUGGGAGUCAGAGGCAGAGCUGUGUCAGUGGUGUCGGCUGUAAACUGGGCUACUAACCUGCUCAUCUCCAUGACCUUCCUCACAUUUACAGAAAAGAUUGGUCUUCCCAAUGUGAUGUUUCUCUACGCUGCCAUGAGCUUUGUUCUACUGGUGUUCAUCAUCCUCUGUGUCCAUGAGACCAAAGGUUGCACGCUGGAGGAGAUAUCAAAAGAACUGGCUAAGAAGAAGCAUUUUGAGGCGAGACUCUGCAGGCAGGUUCAGCCUCAGGAGAGCCUGAUCAGCAGCAGCAGCAACACGUCCACAGGGAUUCCAGGAAACAUCUGACUUUAAAAAAAAAAAAACUGAGCACAACUGUACACCUCACCUGAAGGAGACUCGAGAGCAAUCAAGAAGGACACUAUAUUAGCACUGUUAAGAGCUUUGGGUACAACUCGCACAUCUCACACACAUUGCUGCAGUUCCAGCUGAUUCCGAUAAUGAUGCCUCUGCCGUAAAGGUCCUUCCUGCUACAUGCUGUGUAAUGGAAAUUGCAAAUAUGCAGGAAAUAAUUAAAUAAUGGGAGAAGUAUUUGUGAAUUUGCUCAAACAAGGACAUCUCAGGUAACACAAUGGGGAUUGGAUAUGUGAUUAUAUAAAAUAUAUAUUAUUUAUUUAAUUCCUGAGCUAUUCUAUUAAAUACAGCUCGAAUAAUGCAGAAAUUAACACUCCAGUAGUAGCCAGUAGAACGGAUGAAGCCCAUUGGAUGAGUGCUCAUACUGUACUACAGUUUUGUGAUGAACAUUUACAACAUAUUGCAUCGUUUGGACUAUCAUAGCAAAACCAAAUAUGUACUAAUCACUUCAAUUGUCUGUGUAUGCAACAGUUUUGGAUUGCAAAUGUAUUCCUUCUAACAUGACAUUAUUUAUAUGCUGCUCCCCGUCAUAUGUAAUGUAAUAACCCACUGUAAUCCACAUGGUGACAGAAAUAUGGAUGAAGGCCACAGUAGUCUUACAGUAGGAAGAUUUUACUUUACAUGUUAUGGGAACAAGCAAUGAACGCCUGGCUGCUGAAUCCUCAAAGACAAGCAGUCAGGCAAAGAAAUACUAAACUGCUCAGGUCUAGUAGUGAUAUUGGGUAGGCAAUAUAACGAUGAGUACUGUUGUAUUGUAAGAAGAAGUGUGAAAAGUGACAAAAUAGUUGCUUUCUUUUUACUUGUCAGUGAUGCCAAAAUGAUUCUUACUGUAGGGGAUGUUUUACUACAACAACGAAUGACUUGCGUGGACCUUUUCACAAUUUAAAAUCUGUACUUUGAUACCUCUCCUUAUCUUUUUCUGGUGUUGGAAUAAUGUAAUGAUGUAUUUGUAGACUGGCACCCCAUGAAAGUGCUGGACUCCACCUGUAAUCAGGACAUGCGUACACUAAAGAGGGGAAAUGAUGAGUAAAACAAAGUGAACAGUAGUUUUAUCAUGAACCUUUAUUUUUAUACAAAAUACAAAAUUCUGAACAAGUGUCACAAAUUUUCAGUCGACACUAGUUCAAAAAGUCCAUCCCACAUACUUAAGACAACAUGUCAAAGAUUUGAUCGACAUCUUUUCCAUCAGAUGCCUUUACUAUAUACAUACAUCUAUGUUGCCUGUCAUUAGGUUUUCCCAUUUAAAAACACUUUUUCUUGUUUAGGAGAAUGAUAUUCGAUGAAGGGUUUGUUUUAUUCGUAAGCACGGCCUCCGUGAACACUGUGAAUGGUCUUAUGUUACUUCAAAAAGCGUUGUAUGACUUAAUUGAAUGGCUGCUUUUGUAAUUAUGAGUUAUUUACCAAAUUACACUGCGUUUUCUCACUGAGUUUCUGUUACUUUUGUCCUGCAUCUUUACAGCAGUUUCCAAGACCCAUUCUGGUGAUAAACAUUUUUUUCUAGCGUUCACUAAAAAUGUAAUUUUGACUGCCUUGGCUCGUCUCAGCAGCAGCAGCGGCAGCGGCAGCAGCAGCAGCCUGGGACUAACCAGCAGCUGUGUCAAGUGAAAACGAGUGAGGUGAGGGGGUCAUUGGCUCAACAACG